ACGGGAGCACUGCUCAGCGCCUUUGUUCAGCUGUGCCACAUUUCCACAACACUGGCAGAGAAAACCUGGGUCCAGCUUUUCCCUAGACUCUGGAAGAUCCUCUCAGACAGACAGCAGCAUGCUCUGGCCGGGGAGAUCAGUCCGUUCCUGUGCAGUGGUAGUCACCAGGUACAGCGGGACUGCCAGCCGAGUGCAUUGAACUGCUUUGUGGAAGCCAUGUCCCAGUGUGUCCCUCCGAUCCCCAUCCGACCCUGUGUUCUGAAAUAUCUGGGGAAGACACACAACCUCUGGUUCCGUUCCACAUUGAUGCUGGAGCACCAGGCUUUCGAAAAAGGUCUGAGUCUGCAGAUUAAGCCAAAGCAAACGACAGAAUUUUAUGAGCAGGAGAGCAUCACACCUCCGCAGCAGGAGAUACUGGAUUCCCUGGCUGAGCUUUACUCUCUGCUGCAAGAGGAGGACAUGUGGGCCGGUUUGUGGCAGAAGCGGUGCAAAUAUUCAGAGACAGCAACUGCGAUCGCUUAUGAGCAGCAUGGCUUCUUUGAGCAGGCUCAGGAAUCCUAUGAAAAAGCAAUGGACAAAGCCAAAAAGGAACAUGAGCGGAGUAAUGCGUCCCCUGCCAUUUUCCCUGAAUACCAGCUCUGGGAAGACCACUGGAUUCGGUAAGCUGAA
Dipodomys ordii (Ord's kangaroo rat) is the source of this 669-nucleotide messenger RNA. Its product is annotated as transformation/transcription domain-associated protein-like. Gene Ontology annotation, cellular component: nucleus; NuA4 histone acetyltransferase complex; SAGA complex. The transcript is spliced from 4 exons. The annotation marks the transcript as partial. The record is from RefSeq and is a predicted model, not a curated record. Gene Ontology annotation, molecular function: transcription coregulator activity. Gene Ontology annotation, biological process: DNA repair; regulation of DNA-templated transcription. Lineage: Eukaryota; Metazoa; Chordata; Mammalia; Rodentia; Heteromyidae.